AUGUCAGAAGUUGAAAAAGUAUCAAUUUUGGGUGCCAAAACCAUUCAUGUUGGGUAUGGUAUUCAGGACCACAUUGUUGAAGAAACCAUUACAAAUACGGCUUCUUCGACAUAUGUGAUUAUAACUGAUACUAAUAUGGCUAGCACCCAACCAUUUAUAAAGUUGGUUGAGAAGUUUACAAAAAAAUUAAACGAAAAGAGACCUGAAUCUCGUCUCCUUAGAUAUAAUGUAUCCCCAGGUGAAAACAAUAAGAGUAGAGAGACCAAGGCUGCGGUCGAAGACUUUUUAUUGCAACAAGGAUGUACUAGAGAUACUAUCAUUAUUGCUGUAGGUGGGGGUGUUAUCGGUGAUAUGAUCGGUUUUGUAGCUGCCACCUUUAUGAGAGGAGUUAGACUCAUUCAAGUUCCUACUAGUUUAUUAUCGAUGGUCGAUUCUUCAAUUGGAGGUAAGACUGCCAUUGAUACUCCUUUAGGUAAGAAUUUUAUUGGAGCAUUUUAUCAACCACAAUAUGUUUUCGUCGAUGUAUCGUUCUUAGAAACUUUACCAACAAGGCAAUUUAUAAAUGGUAUGGCUGAAGUAGUGAAAACUGCUGCUAUUUGGAAUGAGAAAGAAUUCGUAAGACUUGAAGAAUUUGCUGAAAAGUUCAUUUCUGUGGUGACUCAAAAUGACAUUGAGCUCAGUACGAUAAGGGACGAUUUAGUUAAGACAGUUUUAGAAUCUAUUAAAGUUAAAGCUGAUGUUGUGUCGUCGGAUGAAAAAGAGGCAAGUUUAAGAAACCUUCUUAAUUUCGGACACACAAUAGGACAUGCUAUUGAAGCCAUUUUAACUCCACAAGCGUUGCAUGGUGAAUGUGUGUCUAUUGGUAUGAUUAAGGAAGCAGAAUUAGCAAGAUAUUUAGGUAUAUUAUCUCCUGUUGCUGUUGCAAGGUUAUCUAAAUGUCUUGUAUCUUACCAAUUACCUGUUUCACUAGAUGAUAAGAUAUUCUCAAAAAGAGUUGGCAACAAACGUCAUUAUGUUGUAAUUGAUACUUUAUUAGAAAAAAUGCUUAUAGAUAAGAAAAACGAUGGUAGUAAAAUCAGGUGUGUUAUAUUAGAAGCUAUUGGUAAAUGUUACCAAUUGAAGGCACAUCAAAUAUCAAAAGAAGAAUUGAAGUUCGUUUUAACUGAUGAAGUAUUAGUACAUCCAUUUGACGCAGAACAAGUCCCAAGUACCAAUACAAUCAUUCCACCUGGUUCCAAAUCUAUUUCGAAUAGAGCGUUGGUUUUGGCAGCCUUAGGUUCUGGUACCGUUAGAAUCAAAAACUUGUUACAUUCUGAUGACACUAAGCAUAUGUUAGAUGCCGUAUCUCAUUUGAAAGGUGCAGAAAUAACUACUGAAAAUAACGGUGAAACUGUUGUCUUAAAAGGUAAUGGAGGUAAGAUGGUAACAUGUGAACAAGAAUUGUACUUAGGAAAUGCUGGUACAGCAUCGAGAUUUUUAACCACUGUUGCUUCACUAGUUGGCAUUAAUCAGUCUUCUUCGAACAAACAUGUUAUUUUGACAGGUAAUGCUAGGAUGCAGGAGAGACCAAUCGGCCCACUUGUUGAUGCGUUAAGAUCGAAUGGUUCAUCUAUUGAUUAUAUGAAUAAGGAAGGUUCGUUACCAUUGAAAAUUGAAGCGGGUAAAGGCAUAAAGGGUGGUAGAGUUGAAUUAGCUGCUACUAUCUCUUCUCAAUAUGUUUCAUCCAUCUUAAUGUGCGCCCCUUACGCACAAGAACCAGUUACAUUAUCAUUGGUGGGAGGUAAACCUAUCUCGCAGUUAUACAUCGAUAUGACUAUUUCCAUGAUGAAAUCCUUUGGUAUUAAUGUUACGAGGUCAACUACGGAAGAGCAUACUUAUCAUAUACCAAAAGGUGCAUAUGUGAAUCCAUCUGAAUAUGUUAUUGAAUCUGAUGCGUCUUCAGCAACUUAUCCAUUAGCAUUUGCAGCUAUGACAGGCACUUCAUGUACUGUUCCAAAUAUUGGAUCUUCGUCAUUACAAGGAGAUGCAAGAUUUGCAGUCGAUGUUUUAAAACCAAUGGGAUGUAAAGUUGAUCAGACUGCUACAUCUACUACAGUAACAGGUCCACCAAAAGGACAGUUGAAACCAUUACCACAUGUUGAUAUGGAGCCAAUGACAGAUGCAUUUUUAACGGCUUCAGUUGUUGCAGCCAUUGCUAAUGAUCCGUAUCAGUCGACGUCAAUUACUGGAAUUGCUAACCAAAGAGUUAAAGAAUGUAAUAGAAUUGAGGCUAUGAUUACUGAAUUAGCAAAAUUUGGUGUCAAGGCCGAUGAAUUACCCGACGGAAUUAGAAUCAACGGUAUUGAUUACCAUAAUUUAACUACUCCUUCUAUUAAGGCAAGAGGAAUAAAGGCAUAUGAUGACCAUAGGGUUGCUAUGUCGUUCUCAUUAUUAGCUGGUAUGUGUGUAAACCCUGUGUUGAUCCAAGAAAGAUCCUGUACUGGUAAGACAUGGCCUGGAUGGUGGGACAUUUUGCAUACGAAGUUCAAGGCAACUCUUGACGGUUAUGAAUUACCAAUCAAUACUGACGAUCCAUCAUUGUUGAUUGACAAACAUGCAAAUGGUGAUAGAAGUAUAAUUGUUAUUGGUAUGAGAGCUGCAGGUAAAAGUACAUUAUCCAAAUGGAUGGCCUCCUUCAUGGGAUUUAAGUUUCUUGAUUUGGAUGAAGUUCUUGAGGAAAAGUAUGGUAUUAAGAUUAGACCAUUUAUCAAGGAAAACGGUUGGGAUGAAUUCCGUAGAUUGGAGGCCAUUGUAGCCAAAGAAUGCUUUGAAACUUAUAAGAAAGGAUAUGUUCUUUCAACAGGUGGAGGUAUUGUUGAAGGUAAAGAAGCUAGAGAAUCAUUGAAAGAGUACGUAAAAUCCGGAGGUAUUGUGCUACACUUACAUCGUGAUUUGGAUGAAACCGUUGUCUUUUUAUCAGCAGAUACUACAAGACCUGCUUUUGUCAAUGAGAUUAAGGAUGUAUGGAUCAGAAGAGAAGGAUGGUACCAUGAAUGCUCGAACUAUCACUUCUAUUCAUCUCAUUGUUCAAAUGAGCUAGAAUUCAAGCAUUUGAGAAAUUCGUUUAUCAGUUACUUGAAGACCAUCACUGGCCUUCACGUCACAGAGAUCCCUAAAAAGAGAUCGGCGUACGUGAGCUUGACAUAUCCAGAUUUAAAUGAAGUGACUGAUUCUUUAGAGGAAAUAGCCACUGGAUGUGAAGCAAUUGAAUUAAGAAUUGAUCUUUUGAAGGAUUAUUCUAAGUCGUUCGUUGCCGAUCAAACAGCGACUUUAAGAAAGUAUGUAAAUCUUCCGAUCAUCUACACUAUCAAAACAGAGUCACAAGGUGGUAAAUUUUCAGAUCAUGAAGUGGAACAAAUUGAAGAAUUGAGUUAUUUGGGUAUUAAAUUAGGGGUAGAGUAUUUGGAUAUUCAAUUAAAUUAUCCUAAUGCAUUGAUUCACAAAAUAAUGGAAAGAAAGGCAUUUACCAGGAUAAUUGGUUCGUACCAUGAUAAGAGUGGUCUUUUGGACUGGAAGAAUGUUGAAUGGGAUAACAAAUACAAUCAAGCAGUUUCUUUACAGGUCGAUAUUAUUAAAUUGACUGGGGUUGCUUCAUGUUUCCAAGACAAUUUAGAUUUAGAAACUUUUAGAUCGCCACAUGAUUUAAAACCCUUGAUUGCAGUUAAUUUGGGUGAGAGCGGCAAGUUAUCAAGUGUGUUAAAUAAAGUUUUAACCCCAGUGACACAUUCUUUAUUACCACCUGAUGCUACUAGUGCCCAAUUAACAAUCGAUGAAGUAAACAAGUCCUUUGCAGAAAUCGGUGGCUUUGUCAACAAGAAAUUUUGGGUCGUCGGCUAUCCAAUAAUGCAUUCGAGGUCUCCACAUUUGCACAAUGCGGCAUACAAGAAGUUGAAUCUUCCUUAUGUGUUUGACAGACUCGAAACUGAUGAUGCAAGCGAGGUAUACGAGAAGUUGAUGAAACAAGAGAACUUUGGUGGAUUAGCAGUGACAAUGCCUUUGAAAUUGGAUAUAAUGAAGUAUUUGCAUGAAUUAUCUGAUGCGGCUAAGGCUAUUGGUGCUGUCAACACUGUUAUUCCAUUGGAAGGUAAACCAGGCCAGUUCUUGGGUGACAACACUGACUGGGUAGGAAUCACUAACUCCUUCACCAGAUACGGGGUCCCAAGUAUUGAAAACUCGAAUGUCAACGGGCUUGUUGUAGGUGGUGGAGGCACAUCAAGAGCGGCCGCAUUUGCAUUGCACGAAAUGGGGUGCCAGACCAUCUACAUGAUGAACAGAACGUCAUCGAAACUCUACGACAUCAAAAACUCGCUUCCAGCACUGUUCAACAUCGAGAUCUUGGAAUCGGUCGACCAAGUGGACGCCGCCAAGCCAGUCUCAUUGGUCGUCUCGUGCGUGCCCGCUGAUAAACCUAUCGACGACAACCUCCUCAACAUGUUGGAAAGAAUGCUCCACCAAGGUAUCCUCAUCAAGCACGGCUCCUUUACGCCAACUUUGCUCGAGGCCACCUACAAGCCAAGACUUACGCCGGUGAUGAGAAUUGCCGAGGAAAAGUUCGAGUGGAAUGUUAUCCCUGGUGUUGAAAUGCUUGUCAACCAAGGUGAAAGGCAAUUCCAGCUUCACACCGGUUUCACCCCUCCUUACAGUGUUAUUCACCACGCUGUGGUCUCCGAAUAG
This is a messenger RNA of Debaryomyces tyrocola, 4713 nucleotides long. The record is from the annotation of a GenBank genome assembly. NCBI's taxonomy places the organism in Eukaryota, Fungi, Ascomycota, Pichiomycetes, Serinales, Debaryomycetaceae.